AUGACAACCUGUUUGAUCGUUCUGUCUAUUGAGGCUGAUAAACCACGCUUCCCGAAGGUGGUUGUCUAUCCCGCUCGCGGCGGCGGCGGAGGCAGCGGCGGAGUUCGCGGCGGCGGAGGCAGCGGCGGCAGCGGCGACGGAGUUCACGGCGACGGCGGAGUUCGUGGCGGCAGCGGCGGCGGAGUUCACGGCGACGGCGGAGUUCACGGCGGCGGCGGAGUUCACGGCGACGGCGGAGUUCGCGACGGCGGCAGCGGCGGCGGAGUUCGCGGCGGCGGCGGCGGCGGAAUUAAAUUAGUCAUAGAUCAGGUGAAGCCAGGUGACGCCACGGAACCAGGUGACGCCACGAAGCCAGGUGACGCCACGGAACCAGGUGACGCCACGGAACCAGGUGACGCCACGGAGCCAGGUGACGCCACGGAGCCAGGUGACGCCACGGAACCAAAUGACGCCACGAAGCCAGGUGACGCCACGGAACCAGGUGACGCCACGGAACCAGGUGACGCCACGGAGCCAGGUGACGCCACGGAGCCAGGUGACGCCACGGAACCAGGUGACGCCACGGAACCAAAUGACGCCACGGAGCCAGGUGACGCCACGGAACCAGGUGACGCCACGGAACCAAAUGACGCCACGGAACCAGGUGACGCCACGGAACCAAAUGACGCCACGGAACCAGGUGACGCCACGGAGCCAGGUGACGCCACGGAACCAAAUGACGCCACGGAGCCAGGUGAUGCCACGGAACCAGGUGACGCCACGGAGCCAGGUGACGCCACGGACCCAGGUGACGCCACGGAGCCAGGUGACGUCAGGCACCUCCCCAAGCACUGCAUGCUAGACAACACCAAGCAACUUGCCUUGGUGAUUACCUAG
Molecule: messenger RNA, 876 nt
Organism: Procambarus clarkii (red swamp crayfish)
Lineage: Eukaryota; Metazoa; Arthropoda; Malacostraca; Decapoda; Cambaridae
Source: RefSeq, a predicted model, not a curated record